Tremella mesenterica DSM 1558 is the source of this 1128-nucleotide messenger RNA. RefSeq lists its product as uncharacterized. Bases 1 to 1128 code for a protein of 375 amino acids. The record is from RefSeq and is a predicted model, not a curated record. NCBI's taxonomy places the organism in Eukaryota, Fungi, Basidiomycota, Tremellomycetes, Tremellales, Tremellaceae. The transcript is spliced from 7 exons. Gene Ontology annotation, molecular function: RNA binding; protein binding. Gene Ontology annotation, cellular component: catalytic step 2 spliceosome.
AUGUCAGUCAGGAAAUCCCCUCCUCCAGGUCCAGGGACGGCACUCACCAAACGGGCCAGGGUUGAAGAUGACGAUGAAAUGGACGGGAGGAAUAUGACCAUGACGGUAGCUUCUUCCGGUGAAGGUCAGAUGAAGAACGCUUUGGUUAGGAGUGUGAAGAGGACAAGUGGAUUGGAAGCUCCCAUAGUCAGUUUGAGUGGGGCUCAUGGGGGGGAGAUAACAGCAUGUAAAUUCGAUCCAUCAGGAAAGACCCUAGCUGCUUGUUCAGUGGAUCGGAGUAUAUCAUUAUGGAGAACAUAUCCACCGCAUGAUAAUUACGGAAUACUACCGAAUGUUCACAAGAUGGCCAUUUUAGAUAUGGCUUAUUCGUUAGAUUCAGAGGUCAUAUAUUCUGGCGGAGCAGACGGCAUGUUGAUAGCUACCGACCUCCGAACAGGCGACCGACUUCUACGUUAUCCAGCACACUACGGACCUCUCAAUUCUCUCUCCGUCACCAUAUCCGGUGGUAGGGAAUUAAUCCUGACUGGAGGAGACGACGGUAUAGCUCGUGUUUGGGAUCCGAGCUUGGAAGGGAAAGAUCCGGUGGCAGAGUUUGAUGAUGGAAGGGAUUGUCCCGUCACGGCUGUGGAAUGGAGUGGGGAUGGGAAUCAAUCUUUUGUCGGAGGGGUGGAUAAUGAGAUCAAGGUCUGGGACCUGCGAACGAAUAAAGUUUUGUAUACCCUGAGGGGUCAUACGGAUACCAUCACAUCCCUAUCCCUCUCCCCAAAUACCCACUACCUAGCUUCUUACGCCCUCGACUCCACAUUGAUAAUCUACGACGUCCGACCCUUCUCCGCCGACCCUAUGCGGGUGUACAGAUCCCUCACCGGUGCUCCUGCAGGGUUCGAGAGUGCUCUUAUACGAUGUGCUUGGUCGAAACAUGAUAACGGUGCUAGGAUCGCCGCUGGGGGAGGGGAUAGGAGUGUAACGGUUUGGGAUGUUGAGACUGGGAGAAUUUUAUACAAGUUACCAGGACAUAGGGGGACGGUAACGGCAGUGGAUUUACAUCCUAGAGAACCGAUCAUCCUGACAGGAUCAAAAGACACCAACAUGCUUCUAGGUGAACUCGAUGCGCAAGAUUACGCUUAA